Umbelopsis ramanniana AG is the source of this 1148-nucleotide messenger RNA. RefSeq lists its product as uncharacterized. Gene Ontology annotation, cellular component: heterotrimeric G-protein complex. Lineage: Eukaryota; Fungi; Mucoromycota; Umbelopsidomycetes; Umbelopsidales; Umbelopsidaceae. The transcript has 9 exons. Gene Ontology annotation, biological process: adenylate cyclase-activating G protein-coupled receptor signaling pathway. Gene Ontology annotation, molecular function: G protein-coupled receptor binding; GTP binding; GTPase activity. The record is from RefSeq and is a predicted model, not a curated record. The coding region runs from base 47 to 1111 and encodes 354 amino acids.
CUUUUUUUUCUUUCCUUUUCUCCCCGUCUAAGUUCCCUCAACCAGUAUGGGAGUAUGCUUAUCGGCUGAGGAAAGAGAGAGCCGGCAACGUAGCCACGAAAUAGACAAGCAGCUGGAAGAGGACAAUAAGCGACUACAACAAGAAUGCAAACUGUUAUUAUUAGGCAGCGGAGAAUCUGGAAAAUCAACUAUUGUCAAACAAAUGAAAAUUAUCCAUCAGGAUGGCUAUUCAACCGACGAACUACUCUCUUGGCGCCUAUGCGUCUAUAAAAAUUUAAUCGAGUCCGCCAAAGAUCUCCUUAAUGCCAUGACCACAGUAGAAGCUCAGUUCGAAGUUCCUCAUAACCAAAGUCACGCACAGGUAAUUCAGGAUUAUGCAACCCCUACCGACCCUAAGCAUAUUUUCAGCCCGGAAAUCAUCGUCAGCAUUGAAAGUGUAUGGCACGAUCCCAUUAUAAAAAGCGUUUUGGAUCGUGGUGGAAGUGAAUUCUACAUUAUGGAUUCGGCACCUUAUUUUUUAUCAGAAGUGCGCCGACUUUCUGAAGCAAACUAUGUACCAACUGUAGCUGAUGUACUUAGAGCUCGGUUAAAGUCUACUGGUAUUUUGGAAACACGAUUCACCAUGGGCCAGCUCAGCAUCCAUAUGUUUGAUGUUGGUGGACAGCGGUCAGAACGGAAAAAAUGGAUUCAUUGCUUUGAGGCAGUGACUUCCAUUAUUUUUUGCGUGGCAUUGAGUGAAUACGAUCAGGUUCUUCUGGAGGAAAGCAAACAGAAUAGAAUGCUGGAAAGUCUAAUUCUUUUUGAAUCCGUCAUCAACAGUCGUUGGUUCGUUCGCUCGUCCAUCAUCUUGUUUCUCAACAAGGUUGACAUCUUUAAAACAAAAAUAUCAAAAGUGCCACUAGACCGGUAUUUUCCAGAUUAUACAGGCGGAAGUGAUGUGACAAAAGGCGCUAGAUAUAUACUGUGGCGGUUUAAUCAAGCGAACAGAAUGAAACUUACCAUAUAUCCCCACUUGACUCAAGCGACAGAUACCUCCAGUCUCAAAAAAGUAUUUCAAGCCCUCGCAGAGACAAUUUUGAAAAACUCCUUGGUGGACUCUGGGCUCACCUAAUACCCACCGACGGACUGGUUCAAAGGGCAAUUAAUAC